GAUUACCAACAGAUUUCCAAAAUACUACACCAUCAAGCAAAUAGGGCCGGUCAUCCCUGAACGUUCCCAAGUUACUAACUACUGUAGUUAAACUCUGAGUGGAGUGGCUUGAGCCGAUUAUCACACCAGAGAAGCGCAAUAAAGUCAACAUAACAUAUUAAACAACAAUACCGUCUCAUAUAUCAACAUAGAUCCAAAAUGGCGCUCAAUUGAGCGCUUCACAACACAUCCCGCAAUUUAUUUGUGCCCAGCGCCCUUGACCCUUGUUUGCUCUUCUUCUCCUUUCCAACUUUGGAUAUCAGUGUGAAUCAACGUAUUGUAUGCCCACCAUCUGAGGGCAGCUUUGAAUCAUGGUAUCAAGGAUGGCCGUGACACAGGCCAUUCGCGCAGAGACCACCGGAGACGAGCAAAUGGACUUGCUUAUUUUCGCGGCGCUCAUGCCCGAAACCCAGCUGGCUGUUCUUCAGGAAGCCGACACCAACAAGUUCAUCGUGGACUUUGUGCGCGGGCUAAAGGCCGCAGGCGUGACGGCCGCAGCGGGGAGCACGGCAGCUGCUGAACCGACUCAUCUGCCCUCGACUGGGUUCGCCAGCGCUGUUGGCCAUCCAUCAAUCCUGAUAACUAGCCUUGCAGCUUACAGCAUGAUAACCUAUGAUAUCUUCGGCCCCACCAGCCUGCAUGUACUACAGCCUGUGGACCAGGCUUUCCAUCAUGCCGUGCAGGCGAGCAUUGACCCUGAGCUCCGGAGACAUCUCUUUGGAGAGGUACUCAGCAACUGGUGGAUCAUGGCGGGCAGCUUGGGGUGGAUUUUCACCACCGCGACAGCGCUUAGUCGCUACAAUCCGCUGGCAUGGCAAGCUUGCGCUCUAGGCUGGGCCUUAUGGAUAUUCGGAGUGGGUCCAAUCGAACAUGACCCCGCGCUGAUGGAAUUCCUCAAAACCACCUUUGACCGCGUUCGUCCCUCUCCCGUACGUCGUACACCUUCCUUCCCAAGCGGUCAUAGCGCCGCUGCCGUACUGGUGGUCGGAGCGCUGCUGUUCGUGCUGUUGCCUGUGGUGUAUGGCAGACGGCCUGCUGCCGGCGGCCGGGAUGCCGCGGCGCAGGGCGGGGGGCCCGACGGCGCCGGCGGCGACAACGGCGGCCUCGGCACAGUCGGCGGCGGUGCGGCCGGCAGCCAUCACCCGGUCCUACAGGCGUUCUAUUCGGUCCAGGGCUCUUGGUCGUUAUGGGCCCUGUCCGCCCUGACUACGAUGCUCGGCCGUGUGGGUUUUGACGCCCAUUGGCUAAGUGACACGCUGGCGGGUACGGCACUGAGUGUGGCGCUGGUUUCGGGGCUGGCGAACGCCACGGAGCGGCUCUCAGCGGCUGCGUCGUCAUCGUCGCCUUCAUCAUCAUCUGGGAGGGCGGGACUGUAGGAGGGCCGCAGCAGGGGCGGCCGUGAGGGUGUUGUGCAUGUAUGGAUGCAUGCAUGUAUGCCUGUAUGUAUGCUUGUAUGUUCAUGACUAUGGGGUUUUGUCAGCUGGAACACAUGCGACAAGCGAACACGAACCUGAUGUCGCAGUGAUCUGAACUGCGAUAUAAAAAAGCACAUGUAAUAUAGUUGUGUAUACUCUCAAUGUUUUGUGCGCAGCGAUGUACUUAUAUACAUACAUACAUAUGUAGCGUGUGAUACGCGUGUGUGGGUCGAGGACAUAUCUGCUGAUGGGAGGAUGGUUGGAGGACGUAGGGGGACGGAGGUAGGGGGGUGGCGGCAUUACAUAGCUUCGUCAAGAUACGUAUGUUGUAAUGUUUGUAUAUCGUC
Molecule: messenger RNA, 1801 nt
Organism: Volvox carteri f. nagariensis
Lineage: Eukaryota; Viridiplantae; Chlorophyta; Chlorophyceae; Chlamydomonadales; Volvocaceae
Exons: 5
Coding region: 351-1415 (354 amino acids)
Molecular function (GO): sphingosine-1-phosphate phosphatase activity
Source: RefSeq, a predicted model, not a curated record